AUGGCGCCGGAGAUGGAGGUGCGCAUACUGCUAGAGAACCCAUGUGGCGCGGGCGAGUCGGUGACGGUGAUCCUGCACGACGUCAGCCAUGAGGAUAUGCGCCGCCUGCUGGACCUCAUGUACACCGGAAGCACCGAAGUUCCGGCCGACGACCUGUCGCGCUUUCUGUGUACCGCUAAGGCGCUCGAUGUCAGUCUUCUACGAUCGGCUGCCCUACAGAUUUGUGAAGUCGCCACCUCAGCUGCAGAACCCGACAGAGAACCCACUCCCGCCACCACACCCGCCGUUCCGCCAUCACUACCGAAAACGACGCCAGACUGUGUAGUGCCGUCUCCAAAGGAGCCCUCCCUGGCACACAGCCAGUGGCCACUAAUGGCCCCACAACUUCGUGGCACUGACCCCGCGCUGCACUGGCAGCAGGCACCACAUACCGGUCCGCCGAUGCUGCCGCUUCCGUGUCGGAGCCCUCUGAUGCCGCCGUCCGCGCCGCCCGCAAUGGCCCAAAGCCCCAGCCAGGCUGCUGGCGAGCUCGCGUCACAGGAGCAGCUGCUGCGAGAGCGCCAUGUCUGCAAUCCACCGCCCAAUGAUACCUUCGUCAGCAAGUCGCCGGGGACCGCGAGCAUGAGCCGACAUGUCCAACCAAAACAGGUGUGCUCCUUCAUCCGAACUCCACACUUAGACUAUCAAUGGACUUCCCAUGUACAGCAGCAAGAGCGCUCUUCCGCAUCGCCAACGUACCAGCGCGUGCAGGAGCAGGACAGCUUUCUCCUGAAGCGGUUGAUGGGCGUAGUACCUGCAGACAAGAAGACACGCCCAGAAACCAAAAACAUCAACAACAGCAGCAGAAGCGGUAGCGGCAAACCCUGUGGGGCGAAGGCCGUGACGUCUCCUCAACAGCCACAACAGCGCCAGCGUGUUGCCCCUGUUGAGCACCAACCGCUUCCUCUACCACCAUCAUCUCCACCACCUCUCUGUGUUCCUCCACAGCAGAGCGAUCAUCUCACUCCCGCGGUGCCACCUCUCCCGCAAUCACAACCGCUCCCGACGGCACCAUCACUCUCAUUAUCACCAUCAAAGAUUCCAGCGCACUUCCAGGAACCCAAGCAGCCAAAUCCACAACAGAUGCAGCUUCCGCACCGUCGACGACAGCAGCCUCGAAACUUGCCAGAAUCUUCCCAGAAACCUGAAGAUCUGCCAGCAAAUCCAACUUUAUCCUGUGAAGCAGCCACCGAGCAGCAGAGGAGAUACGAGUGUGAAGACUGCAGCAAACUCUUUGUCACCAAGGCGUCUCUCAAGGUGUGCAGACUUUUUUGCUGGACUUCGCCAUUUUGCGAGUAA
This is a messenger RNA of Schistocerca nitens (vagrant locust), 1338 nucleotides long. RefSeq lists its product as uncharacterized. Gene Ontology annotation, molecular function: protein binding. The transcript has 3 exons. NCBI's taxonomy places the organism in Eukaryota, Metazoa, Arthropoda, Insecta, Orthoptera, Acrididae. Bases 1 to 1338 code for a protein of 445 amino acids. The record is from RefSeq and is a predicted model, not a curated record.